Molecule: messenger RNA, 401 nt
Organism: Dissoconium aciculare CBS 342.82
Lineage: Eukaryota; Fungi; Ascomycota; Dothideomycetes; Mycosphaerellales; Dissoconiaceae
Product: PHF5-like protein
Exons: 2
Coding region: 1-327 (108 amino acids)
Biological process (GO): mRNA splicing, via spliceosome
Cellular component (GO): precatalytic spliceosome; U2 snRNP; catalytic step 2 spliceosome
Source: RefSeq, a predicted model, not a curated record
AUGUCCCGCCAUCACCCCGAUCUCGUCAUGUGCCGCAAAAUGGCCGGCAUCUCCAUCGGAAGGCUAUGCGACAAAUGUGAUGGCAAAUGUCCGGUUUGCGAUUCUUACGUGCGACCUACAACCCAAGUCCGCAUAUGCGACGAAUGCGCCUUUGGCAAUUACCAGAACAAGUGUGUCGUGUGCGGCGGAGAAGGAAUCUCGGAUGCCUUCUAUUGUUUCGAAUGCACACGGCUCGAGAAAGACCGUGAUGGCUGUCCGAAAAUCAUCAAUUUGGGUAGUUCAAGGACAGACUUGUUCUAUCAGAAAAAGAAUUUCCGAAAUCAUUAAGAUUGCUUACCGGAGCCGUCUCUCCCACAGAAUCCUCAAGCCUCCUCACAGCUCCAAGUAUUUGGCAGAUCCAG